Bactrocera latifrons is the source of this 3514-nucleotide messenger RNA. RefSeq lists its product as uncharacterized. The record is from RefSeq and is a predicted model, not a curated record. Lineage: Eukaryota; Metazoa; Arthropoda; Insecta; Diptera; Tephritidae. Gene Ontology annotation, molecular function: monooxygenase activity; heme binding; oxidoreductase activity, acting on paired donors, with incorporation or reduction of molecular oxygen. The coding region runs from base 160 to 3264 and encodes 1034 amino acids. The transcript has 4 exons.
GCAUUUCUAGUCAGUGGGAUGAGUAUGCAACGCCAGCUUGAACAUCAAUUUUAUUUAUAAUUUAAUGUUAAAUAAUUCGUGGACAUUAAUGUUCUGAAUGAAAUUCAGUAUCAACUAAACUUCAGUUCAAAAUACAACCAAGAAACAUAUAAGCUCAGCAUGUUUGUCUUUUCGGCGCUCCUCGUCGCAGCAUUCGGACUGAUUGUGAUCGCACUACACCGCCACUACAGCUAUUGGCAACGUCGUGGGGUACCGCAGGUACGUCCCCGCUAUGUGGUGGGCAAUAUAGAGCGCGCUACCGGCGGUCAAGUGCAGCUGCGACACUUUAACCAGCGGCUUUAUGAAACGUUUAAGCAGCGACGUCCCUUUGUCGGCAUGUACAUCUUCUUUACACGUGCCGCGCUCAUACUCGAUUUGGAUGUGAUUAAGGACAUAUGUAUAAGCAAGUUUUCCAAUUUCCAAGAUCGUGGCGUUUUUUCUAAUCCGCGCGAUGAUCCAUUGACUGGCCACCUCUUUCGUUUGGAAGGAGCACAGUGGCACGCCAUGCGCAAUAAACUCACACCCGUAUUCUCUUCGGGAAAUAUGAAAUUCAUGUUCCCCACCGUGGUGAAAGUGGGUAAUGAAUUGGCACGCGCUUGCCACCAGACAAUCGGAGACAGUCGCCAGCAGUGCGAACUUGAAAUGAAGGAGAUUUGCGCGCGCUACACCACUGAUGUUAUUGGCACUUGUGCUUUCGGUAUUGAAUGCAAUAGUUUGCUCGAUCCACAAGCCGAGUUUAGGCGUCGUGGUCAUGCCGUUUUUACCGAACCACGCCACUCACAACUGGUGCAGACAUUCAUGUUGAUGAAUCCAGAUUGGGCGCGUCGUAUGCGCCUGAAAUUCUUUCCGGAUCACAUCAUACAGUUCUACAUAGAUGUGGUGCGUCAGACAGUGGAGCUACGACAGCGUGAGCAUAUCAAACGCAAUGAUUUCAUGGACUUGUUAAUCGGCUUAAAGGCGGAGGAUGAGCGCUUGGCCUUGAACAGCGAUGGUAUUGAUCUAUCGCAAGGCUUGACACUGCACCAAAUGGUAUCGCAGGCAUUUGUCUUCUUUGUGGCGGGCUUCGAUACAUCGUCAACAACCAUGUCGUUAUGCCUCUAUGAACUCGCGUUGAACGAGACCAUACAGGCGCAGGUGCGUGCUGAAAUCGUGCGCGUACUAAACGAGCACAACAACCAACUUACUUACGAGGCGUUAAACGAAAUGCAGUACCUCGACCAAGCAGUGGAUGAAACACUACGCAAAUACCCUGUCGUACCAUAUCUCGUGCGCAAAGCCAAAGCGGACUAUUUGGUGCCCAAUACGAACGAAGUCAUUGAGAAGGGAUGUCUGGUGGUAUUACCCGCGCACGCCAUUCAACACGACAACGAACUUUACCCCGAACCAGAUAAAUUCAAUCCGGAUCGCUUCAAACCAGAGUUGUGUCGUGAACGUCACGCUGCCGCUUAUAUGCCAUUCGGUAUAGGUCCACGCGCAUGUAUUGGGUUGCGUUUCGGCAAAAUGCAAGCUAAAAUUGGACUCAUUAAUUUACUAAAACACUUCAAAUUUAGCAGAUCCGCGAACACACAAGAGCCACUGCAAUUCAUCGAACGCAUAUUCCAAAUCACCCCAGCCAGUGGCAUACACUUGAGAGUAGAGCCUGUGGGCGGGUUAAAUUUUUUGGAAAGAAAAAUAGAAAUAAACAUAAAAAUGGACACUGCAAUACUCUAUGCACUUGUCGUCGUUGUCGUGGGCGCCAUUUAUUGGAAACUACGUCACCACUACAGCUAUUGGGCACGCCGCGGCGUACCACACGAGCCACCGCAAUACUUCCUCGGAAAUAUGAGUGGCCUCGGUAGCAAGUAUCACUGGAAAGACAUCAAUAUACGCUUCUAUAAUCGAUUCAGAGGUCAAACGCCCAUAUUUGGCGCCUACACAUUCCUCAAGCGCGUCGCCUACAUCAUAGAUUUCGAUCUAAUCAAGCAAAUUUUAGUGAAAGAUUUCAACUAUUUCACCGAUCGUGGCCUCUUUCACAAUGUGCGCGAUGAUCCACUCACCGGCAAUUUGCUGUUCUUGGACGGCGAGCCAUGGCGUGUACUGCGCCACAAGUUAUCACCCGCUUUCACCACCGGCAAGAUACGUUUCAUGUUCCCCACCAUGGUGACAGUGAGUGAGCGCGUUGUUGGCGCAUGCCAGCGUAUUAUGAAUAUAGGCGGCACCGUGGAAAUGAAGGAGCUCUGUGCGCGCUACACCACCGAUGUUAUUGGUGAAGUAGCCUUCGGCAUUGAGUGCAAUAGUUUGAAAGAUCCACAAGCGAUAUUCCGGCGUAUGGGCAGGAAUAUUGUCGAGAAGCCACGUCACUCACUACUCGUGCAGGCCUUCAUGUUCACAGACCCGGAGCGCGCACGUCAGUUGCGCUUAAAGAAUUUUACCGAUGAUGUCACCGAAUUCUUCAUGGGUGUAGUGCGUGAAACCGUGGCCUACAGGGAAAAGAAUGGCGUGAAACGUAACGAUUUCAUGGAUAUGAUGUUGGAGAUGAAGGCGCAACGCGAUCGCCUCAAAGACGGUGACAUCAAAGAGGAUGAUUUGACUAACGGUUUGAACAUCGAGCAGGUUGCAGCGCAAGCGCUGGUCUUCUAUUUGGCUGGCUUUGAAACCUCAUCCACCGUCAUGUCUUUCUGUUUGUAUGAGUUGGCCUUGAAUCCAGAAGUGCAAGAGAAAUUGCGUGAAGAAAUAUUUAGUGUAUUGCAGAAAUCAGAGGACCAAGUAACAUACGAGUCUAUCAAGGAAAUAACUUAUUUGAAGAAAGUCAUAUCAGAAACGCUACGCAAGCAUCCAGUCAUACCGCAUCUAACGCGCUUGACCGUCGCCGAUUACAAGGUGCCGAAUACCAACUGGUUGCUGGAGCGCGGCAUGCGCAUCUUCAUACCCGUCGACGCUAUUCACCAUGACCCCAAAAUCUAUCCCGAUCCCGAGAAAUUCGACCCCGAGCGCUUUACACCGGAAGCCAUUGCGCAGCGCCACCCUUUCGCCUACUUGCCUUUCGGUGACGGCCCGCGCAAUUGCAUUGGCAUGCGUUUCGGCGAAUUGCAGACCGCCAUUGGCGUCAUACAACUACUGCGUCACUUUCGCUUCAAACCAUCAUCGCGCACACUCUCACCUAUGGUUUAUUUGAAAAAGAAUUUUCUCAUAGCCGCUGACGGGGGCAUACACUUGACCGUGGAGAAUCUGGAGAAAAGAAACUAGAAGCUAAAAAGCAUAUAAUUGCGUCAGAAAAUUAGUCAUGCAAAAUAAUGCCACCUUGUUGCUGUAAUUGCGUUCUAUAAACAUACAUAUGCGCAUGUGCAUAUCUAUUAGCCCACGUAAUGUCUCCUUAUAUUGAAAUGCAUUUCUAAGCUGUUCCCCAAUCUUUCUAAUAUGCCUUCACCCGAUUAAACUUCAAAACAUGUAAUUAUCUAUCGUCUAUGUACUCACAAUAAAGCCGCUUUGUAAUUGA